AUGAGUGAGCUUCCUUCUGGCUUUCAAGAGGAAGCGGUCUCUCCUGGCCCCGUCGACCAUGUUGACCGCAACCCGGCAUCCCUUGGCAAACCUGGCAAAGACUUGUCGACCGACAAGGCCAUCCCCAAGCCCCCCAACAAAAAGAAGAUCUCGGAAAUAGCCUCGCAAGUUCUUCAGAUAAUUUUAUUCUUCGAUCACGACCACCCUAUUGAUGAUUUGUUUCUGUCUGAUGUUUGUUCAAAGUCGCUUUCCAAGCGCGCCGCACCUUUUCAGAAACAUCACUACAAGAAGGCCUGCUCAGAGCUUCUAGAGCAGGGUUUGAUUGAAGAACGCCUCAAGCAAAACCAGUCAGACGAGUAUGAAAUUCUCUUGAAUGCGUCUUCUCGAUACCCUGCACUCGGUACCAUGUCGCAGGAUCUAGAAUACAAAAUCUACACUGAGAUUAUACGCGCUCUGUCGGCGCAUUGGCCACUGGACUGUCCAAAGCCAAACGACUCCGAGCUGCCGCUGCUAGGGCCCUCGUUCGAGGAUUUGAGACGAGACUGGGAGCAGGAAUGUGCUGAGAUCUACCCGCAUAUUUGCAGCUUAAUGUUACGUUACCCGCGGAAGUGUAUGCCUCCUUUGUCCGACGCGGUGAAGCUGUUGUUCGCAAAGCUUUUGAUGAAAGUAGUCUGGUUCCAAAAGGAGAGCGGGGGAGAGUCAACGGAGAAAUUAGACUCCCUUUGCAAACUGGCGCACAAGAUAUACGAGCAGUCGGGCGACGAGGGGAGCCGCGCCGCACUCGCUGAAGUGUACUCUUGCCGGGGCGCAAUCGCCGUGGAUUCCGGCAACUUCCACGCAAGCGCGUACUACAAGACGAUUUCCUUGAACAUCCUGGUGCAUCUCUACAGGAGACACAAAGACGAAUCCGAGAUGGAGAGACUCGCCCUGGCCUACGCAGAAAGAGGCAUCGCACACGCCCAAGACAAGGAAUUAAGCGAGGCCACGGGACUUUUGUUCUACGCGCGGAGUCUGCGCCAACAGGCUCAGAGAGGCAAAUACAUCCCACGGCCCAGCGACGCGAUUCUCGGCUUCGUCAUGACAGCUCAGGGAGAAAACGAACUGGCCGCCACACUGCUCACAGUUGGCGUGAAGCGUCUGAAGGAACAGAGGUUUACGGCAGGUGGCUUCGGCUUCUACUGGUGCGAGGUGUCGGCCAGGUUAGCGCUGUUUCUGUAUGCCCUUGGAAAUCUGAGAGACAAGCAGGCCGAGAUGGCCAGGAACCUGAAAGAGAAGCAGAACAAGCAGGCCGAGAGCUUGCAAUGCUUCAGAGACUCUUCUGCCAUCUUCAAUCAGUUACAUCAGCUACGGAAGAAACCGAACCCGUACAUGGCGCGCGCGGCGUACAAAGUGGCUGAGCAGAUACUCAAGAUCCUAAACGCCCACGAUGCCGACCAUGACAACGAUGAAGAAGAUUCCGACCUCGUGUUUGAGGCAACACAGAGUCUCCAUGUCGCCAUCGACGCAUGGCGGGCCGAUCUCGAUGUCUACAGGCCGGAGACGGCGCGCGGCAAGUUUUUAAGGGCACUUUUGUUGAAGAAAGAGUUUGCGAUAGAGGACGCACGAAACGAGAGGAACCAGGCAAAAGCUCAGCGUUACCAGCAGGAAAUGUCGGAGAUCGAAACGGCAGCUGCAGAGCCCCAGACCGCACCGCCGGAGUCCCAGACCGCAACGCCGAGGUCAUAUCUUGGGAUUGUGGAUGGCUCCGAUCUGCGGGAUGCCCAACGUCUGCGAAAAGAACUCACGUGGGGCGACGAAAGAGAAGCGUCAUCGCUGACGAUGGAGGAUUUUGACAAGCUCGUUGAUUUUUGGUCGCGAUGA
Messenger RNA from Cordyceps fumosorosea ARSEF 2679, 1860 nucleotides. Its product is annotated as tetratricopeptide repeat domain-containing protein. The record is from RefSeq and is a predicted model, not a curated record. The coding region runs from base 1 to 1860 and encodes 619 amino acids. NCBI's taxonomy places the organism in Eukaryota, Fungi, Ascomycota, Sordariomycetes, Hypocreales, Cordycipitaceae. The transcript is spliced from 4 exons.